Harmonia axyridis is the source of this 912-nucleotide messenger RNA. Its product is annotated as diphosphoinositol polyphosphate phosphohydrolase 2-like. The record is from RefSeq and is a predicted model, not a curated record. Gene Ontology annotation, molecular function: endopolyphosphatase activity; diphosphoinositol-polyphosphate diphosphatase activity; bis(5'-adenosyl)-pentaphosphatase activity. Bases 286 to 774 code for a protein of 162 amino acids. The transcript has 2 exons. Gene Ontology annotation, cellular component: nucleus; cytoplasm. NCBI's taxonomy places the organism in Eukaryota, Metazoa, Arthropoda, Insecta, Coleoptera, Coccinellidae. Gene Ontology annotation, biological process: diadenosine hexaphosphate catabolic process; adenosine 5'-(hexahydrogen pentaphosphate) catabolic process; diadenosine pentaphosphate catabolic process.
UUUUAGUUGUUGAUAGUGUGCUGUAAUCUCGUUGUAUGUCAUGCGCGAUUAUGUUUAAAAAUAAAAUCGGAGUGUCUGAAAUUGUGAAUUGGGCUUAGUUAUAAACAGUGAAAUUAAUACUUUUCAUGAGGAAUUUCGAACAUAGGCUGAAAAUAACCUAAAAGAGUUAACAGUGAUUGAAACCCAAAACUUUACAUGUAGGUACGCUGGAAAUAUAUCAACGAAAAAAUACUAAAAAUCCACACCGAAAAUUCCAAAUUUGAAUAGAAAGCUCUUGAAGGGAUAAUGGAAAGUUCUAGCAGCAUGGUUAAGGAAAAGUCUAGUUCAACCCGUAUCUACGAUGAGGAAGGGUUCAAACGUAGAGCAGCCUGUAUAUGCGUCAAGUCGGAAGCUGAAGAUGAAGUACUCUUAAUAUCUUCAGGUAGCAAGCCUGGCAUAUGGAAAGUACCAGGUGGUGGUGUAGAGCCAGGAGAAGAUCCUAGCGAUGCUGCAGCUCGAGAAGUGAUGGAAGAAGCAGGAGUCUUGGGUAACGUCGGAAGAAGCUUGGGAGUAUUCGAAAACCCUGACCGAAAAGAACGCACAGAGGUGUUCGUCAUGAUUGUUAAGAAAGAGCUGGAAGAUUGGGAUGAGGCUAAGACCAGAAACAGGAAGAGGCAAUGGUUUUCGAUGGAGGAAGCCAUAGAACAGGUAGCGCUUUAUAAACCAUUACAGCGUAACUAUCUGCAACAAUUAUGUCUGUCCAGGGCACCCAAAAAACUUAUCCAAACCUUGUGAAUCCUGUUCCAUGCAUUUCAUUUUCUCAUUAAAAAUUCAUUGUUAAUUUUUCAUCUCUCAUUCGGAGAUUGAAUAAUAGAAUUAUCGUUAUGUUUUUGUUGUUUUUAAUAAAGAGUAAUAAAGUUUCGUAAAAUAUCA